GUGUGCCACGUCAAGCUAAAUUAUUAAAAUGAAAUCAGUCACGUUUGUGCGAAGGCAACAGCUAGAAAAAAACAACAGCAUCAACCGCAGCGAGAACGGGCAGCAACAACAGCAACCACGACGACAACGACGACAAUUAGGCACAAGAGUUAAAAGAAGAAGAAAAACAAUAUGGCCAGAGGAGGCCUCACGAAAGACGGCACCGUCUCGAAAAAGGGAGCCGUUUCGCCACAACCCCUGAGGUCCCAACCAACUCGCCGUGGCGAAGCUCUCACACCACCAGUUGAAACCCGAGACGGGGUCGGCGCCUCCGACCACCCACCACUGAGACCAAGUAGUCGCCGCAUCUCGAACAGACCCGGCCGCGAGUCGCCGCAACAGGCUGCUUCGCCUGCGAGCAAGCCGUACUCACAGGCGCCCGCGCAGUCUUCGCCCAAGGCGACGGGAGGAACGGGCUCGCCGAAGGCCAGAGGCCCUCAGGCGGCGAAACUCGGCGCUUCGCCCGAAGACACCAGCUUCGCUCGGGCGCCGUCCGCGUCACCCAAGCCACGCGCCUCGCUGAAAUCUGGUGCAUCACCGAAGCUCGUCGGCUCUCCAGCGGCCACCAUUUCACCGCAGCGGAGUGGCUCUCUGUCACCAGCGAUGUCGCCACCGAAGCUUGCCACUCCCACGACGGCUGGGCCAUCGCCAAAACCCAGCGCUGCUCCGGCACCUACCGUCUCGCCACUUCCAGGGCACAAAAGCGGCGUGGCAGAAGGCAAAGAAACCCCUUUGAAAAAACACUAUACGAAGCAUUCCAUGCCCUCUGUAAACCUGACGCGAAUACCAAAGAACGUCUGUGAGGAUAGCGUUGUGCUCUUCAACGAAGAAAAAUCAAGGUGACGACAAAACGAUAACGCGAAGGACGACCUUUAUGCUUCAAGUACAACUUGUUUUGACAGUGCGACGUCCACUGCUGACGUACAGCUUCGGGCAUCAGCUCGGCUACAAAGGCCAUCGCCCACUAAAUAUUUCAGCACUUAAAUAACAUUUAUCUGGCGCUCGG
This is a messenger RNA of Dermacentor albipictus, 1045 nucleotides long. The record is from RefSeq and is a predicted model, not a curated record. NCBI's taxonomy places the organism in Eukaryota, Metazoa, Arthropoda, Arachnida, Ixodida, Ixodidae.